AUGUCUUCUCUCAUCAGCCGAGCCUUACGCCGUCCUCGCGCCAUCCUCAAGUACCAGAAGGAGCACACUAUCCUGGUAAAGAAUAUCCACGCCUGCAUCGGCAUUUUGUACCGAAUUCCCGAGGGCAACUACCUUGUCGAGGUCGCCCUCAACAUCCAGUCCCUGAAGAUCCAGGCAGACAAGGUGAAGUGGGCUUCCCAGGCUCUUGCUAUCGAAGCCGCCGACAUGCCCUUUGUCACCUCCAAGGGGGUCGAUCACUUCAGCUGCUUCAUCCCCCGUUUCUGCGACUAUAUCGGUAGUGAAACUACCCGGCUGGCUGAGACCCUCCAAGAUCAUAUCCACAAGCCUGUUCCCAAAACUGAGCACGGGAUCCAAUUUGAGAUGCUGAUCGCAACGGAUCUGCAGAGUGUACUUGCUAAAAUGGGAACCAUUGGAAUGUAG
Messenger RNA from Penicillium verrucosum, 441 nucleotides. RefSeq lists its product as uncharacterized. The record is from RefSeq and is a predicted model, not a curated record. The transcript has a single exon. Bases 1 to 441 code for a protein of 146 amino acids. Lineage: Eukaryota; Fungi; Ascomycota; Eurotiomycetes; Eurotiales; Aspergillaceae.